AUGUCUCAGGAGACUCCAAGUACGGGCCUGGUGAACUCUAGUCAGUCUCUGCUGGAAUGGUGUCAGGAAGUCACAAAAGGGCACAAGGGAGUAAAGAUCACAAACUUUACCACCUCUUGGCGCAAUGGCCUUGCUUUCUGUGCCAUCCUGCAUCAUUUCCAUCCAGACAAGAUAGAGUAUGAACUGCUGGACCCAUACGACAUCAAGCGUAACAACAAGAAGGCCUUUGACAUCUUUGCGCAUUUGGGCAUUUCCAGACUGAUGGAGCCAUCCGACAUGUUGUCAGCGGUACCAGAUCGGUUAAUUGUAAUGACCUAUCUCAACCAGAUCCGCACCCACUUCAUGGGACAGGAGCUGAGUGUACUGCAGAUUGAGAAAGACAGCAGUGCAUCUAGCUACGCUGUGGGUGAGACCAAGGAGGACACUGACCCCGAGGCUGCUGUCCGUUACUGUGCUGAAAGACUCCAGACAAGUGGCCUAACUCUGGAAACCAAUGGAAACCUUACAGAGAAGAGGGAAGAAGCAGAUGUAAAGACUCAAGGGGACAUAGUGCCACCUCCUCGAACCAAAAGGUCCCAGGCUACAAGUGAAGUCGAGGGAUCAGGAGCACUUCAGGCCCCAGUGGCCCCACCCAGAUUACACUUCCCUGCUUCAAAGUCAAGCUUUUCCCGUCUGAAAGACGCGGAUCUGGUUAAGAAACGCCGGUCACAAAUUCGUGUCGAAUCCAUGGAUGAGAGCGAACAGGUUGAGGAGCAGAAUGUAAGCAAGGCUGUUUCAGGGCAGGCAGAGAGUGGACUCUCAGCUGCCAGAGAAAGAACAGGGUCACAGGACGCAGAGCCUGGAGAAGAGGAGAAUCAAACAGCACCUAAAGAGGGCCAGGACAUCAGUCAGUAUGUCCUGAGUGAAUUGCAAGCCCUGGAGACCGAACAGAAACAGAUUGACAGAAGGGCAGGCAUAGUUGAGAGGAAGUUAAGGUGGCUCAUGGAAACUGGCAGCGAUCGUGUUGAGGAGGAGAAACUGAUUCAAGAAUGGUUUACUUUGGUCAACAAGAAAAAUGCUCUAAUCAGAAGACAAGACCAUCUGCAACUGCUUCAGGAAGAACAGGAUCUGGAGAGAAGAUUUGAACUGUUAAAUAAAGAACUUAGAGACCUCAUGUCUGUGGAGGAGUGGCAGAAGACCCAGGCCCAUAAACACAGGGAGCAGCUGUUACUCCAGGAGCUGGUUUCACUGGUCAAUCAAAGGGAUGAACUGGUGCAUGACAUGGAUGCUAAAGAGAGAGGGGCUCUGGAGGAAGAUGAAAGGCUUGAGCGAGGUCUGGAGCAAAGGAGAAGGAAAUACGGAAGUCGCAAAGAAAAGUGCGUGGUGCAGUGA
Molecule: messenger RNA, 1371 nt
Organism: Chanos chanos (milkfish)
Lineage: Eukaryota; Metazoa; Chordata; Actinopteri; Gonorynchiformes; Chanidae
Gene: ehbp1l1a
Product: EH domain binding protein 1-like 1a
Exons: 11
Coding region: 1-1371 (456 amino acids)
Molecular function (GO): protein binding
Source: RefSeq, a predicted model, not a curated record